AUGGCACAAUCAUCAGUUUUAUCAAAACAUGUUGAUUAUUCAAUUUAUUACGAAGCAAAUAUUAAAUUAAUGGUACCUAAUGAUUUAAUAGUUUUUAAAGGCGCAUUAAAAAAAUUUCAAGAUCAAUUAACUUUAUUAAAUACACAGUUCCCAAGUUCAUUUAUUACAGGUUCAAUUGGUUUUAGUUGCGAUGGUUGGAAGAAAGUCACUACAAUGCCCCCACCAGUUGGAUUGGUUUCAGCAAAUACAUUUGAUUAUAUUCCAAAUACAAUACAAAGAGAUUUGUUUAUACAUAUAUCAGGUGAACAAUUUGAUGUUGUUUUUAAGGUAGCACAAGAUGUUCUCAAUUAUUUUUCAAAUACAAUUAAAAUUGAACAAGAGGUACAUGGGUUUAGAAGAAUUGAAGAUCGUGAUUUAAGUGGAUUUAUCGACGGAACAUUAAAUCCAUCCAUAGAUUCAGAUAGAAUCAAAUAUGGACUAGUGCCAGAAGGACAGCCACAUGAAUAUGGUAGUUUUGCUUUUAUCCAACGUUGGGUUCAUCAUUUGGAAAGCUGGAACCAGCAAUCCGUCCAAUACCAACAAGAUACAAUAGGAAGAAUGAAAAAAGAUAGUGCUAAUAUCCCUGUUGACCAACGUCCUGCAAAUUCACAUGUAACAAGAACACAAUUAAUAGAUGAAGUUGGUGAAAAGGUAAAAAUAGUAAGACAAUCAUUGCCAUAUGGUUUAGCAUCAGGUGAAAAGGGAUUAUUUUUUGUAGGUUUUAGCGGUAGAAUACAUUAUUUACAAUUGUUGUUAGAAUCAAUGUUUGGUAAGCGUGAUGGAAAACAAGAUCUAAUAUUAAAAUUUACUCUCCCAGUUAUGUUUAUUGAAGCAAGUAUUAAAUUCAAAUUUCCAGAUGAUAAAAAAUUAUUUAAAGAUGCUCUUAAAGGAUUCCAAGAUGAAUUGGAUCAAUUAUCAGUUCGAUACCCAGAAUCAUUUAUAACCGGUUCUUUGUGUUUUUCUUGUGAUGCUUGGAAAAAAGUUACAGAUUUACCAAUGCCAGAUGAGUUAAAGUCAUCUAAUACUUUAACUUAUAUACCCAAUGUAAACCAAAGAGAGUUCUUUAUUCAUAUAUCUUCUGUAACUUUUGAUGUAGCCAUUAAAUUAGCACAGAAUACCCUAAAGAAUUUUGGUAGUAUUAUAAAGGUCGAAGAGGAAAUUCAUGGCUAUAGAAGAUGCGAGGAGCGUGAUUUUAGUGGUUUUGUAGAUGGCACAAAUAAUCCACAAACAGUACCAGAUAAAAGUCAAGUUUCAUUAAUACCUGCAGGAAAACCACACGAAAAUGGCAGCUAUGUAUUUGUACAACGUUGGGUGCACCACUUGGAAAACUGGGACCAUCAAUCAUUGCAAUACCAACAGGAUUCAAUCGGAAGGUUAAAAAAAGAUAGCGGAAGGAUACCACUAGAGAAACGUCCUACCAACUCACAUGUAUCAAGAACCCAAUUACUAGAAAACAAUGAAAAGGUCAGAUUAAACAGAGCUUCUUUGCCCUACGGUGCAGCAUCUGGUGAAAAAGGUUUAUUCUUUGUAUCGUUUAGUUAUAGAUUCCAUUUUAUUGAAUUAAAUUUACAAUCAAUGUUUGGAAAGCUCGAUGGGCAACAAGAUUUAGUAUUGCGUGUUUCUGUUCCUGUUAGCGGUAGUAUCUAUUUUUGUCCCUCCAAAGAAGAGUUAUUAAAUAUGUAA
Molecule: messenger RNA, 1722 nt
Organism: Dictyostelium purpureum
Lineage: Eukaryota; Evosea; Eumycetozoa; Dictyosteliales; Dictyosteliaceae
Exons: 3
Coding region: 1-1722 (573 amino acids)
Cellular component (GO): cytosol
Molecular function (GO): peroxidase activity; heme binding
Source: RefSeq, a predicted model, not a curated record